This is a messenger RNA of Copidosoma floridanum, 2067 nucleotides long. It is a transcript of the gene stops, whose product is annotated as SOCS domain-containing protein stops. NCBI's taxonomy places the organism in Eukaryota, Metazoa, Arthropoda, Insecta, Hymenoptera, Encyrtidae. The record is from RefSeq and is a predicted model, not a curated record. Gene Ontology annotation, biological process: intracellular signal transduction.
CGGUGAAAAAAUUACUUUGUCUUACUUUUGGAUUAUAUAUAUAUAUUGUAUUAAAAAAAGGAGUAAAAAAUGGAGGUGUUGAUUGAUUGCUACUUCGAUCGGCUAUUUGACGGACUGGAAAGGAGUAGCCUAGCAUCGCGGCACAAACGUCGACAAUUAGUGAAAUUUUUCUCGGAUGUCAUUAACAGCUGUGCUGAAGCGGAAAAUCUGGAGAAGGCCGACGUGUGCGAGCGAAUAGUGCGGGCCGCGCUGCGCUACCACAACAUAUCGAUGGCGGACAACGGCUCCGUGUGCAUGCUCGGGAAGUUCCACAACGUGCUCUACGUCGCGGCGAAGCUCUGCUACGACUGGCGUAUCGAGGACAACGAGCUGGUCGCCAAAGUACUCAACGACAUGUUCUUCUGCGAGAAAAGCUUCGAGCGCAUGUUUGUCGGGGCUAUCUUCGGGAUCAGGGUCACGCACUUCCUCGCCGGCUGGAGGAGUGACUUUGACGAUCGGGAGGAGAACCUGCACGCCCUUGUCUACUUUCUCGAUCAUGCCAUUGAUGCGCGGCUCGAGUACGAUUGCGCCACGCCGGCAGUCAAGAGAAGGUUUAUCGACGUGCCCAUGGAGUCCUGCGGCCCAGCCCUACCAGUCUACGUAGCAGUGCAACACGGCUCCCCGGACAUUCUCCUGCUGAUGCUGCGCUACGGGGCGACUACCGAGUCCGACAACCACCCGAUGACCCUCAUCGAGAUCCUCCUAUCGCGGAUAAACGAGUACGAGGGUGAAGACGGUGGCAACUGUCCACCCCAGCUGCUGGUCUGCCUGCGUGUUCUUCUUCGUACGAUAUCCUGCGUAAGGAUAAGGGUGCCGAGCCACUUGGCCGCUCUGGGCUGCGGUAUUGAGUCCAUACCCGUGUACGAGCAGUACCCACGGCUCGCCGAGAAAAAGCUCUUGCCGGACGAGCGCUCGGGUCUGGUACCGGCUGAACUGAAGCACCUCUGCAGGUGCCGCAUCAGAAAGUACCUCUUUGAGAAUUGGGCGUUGCCCCACGGCAUCAGGCGGCUACAGAUACCGCAUUUGCUUAUGGAUUAUUUGGACUUGCUGCUUGACUGAGCAUCAGUUGCAUAUGUUGUGGGAUGUUCGCCGAAGGAGCUGUUGAUGAGCUGGAGUUAAUGGGCACGAAGAUGCGGGACGCGUGUUGGCACGUGGAUUGGUACACUGGAUGGUAUAUGGAGCAGCUGUGGCCGGCGCGAGAGCGGGAAAAUGGAUGGGCCGUUAUAUACGCCUGCUCACGAGUUUCCAAGGUAACGAGGAAGAUGCAUCGUCCAGCGCGCGUAUCGCAUUUCCGACCGAGCUCGCGCCACCGCACUGAUAUAUUAUCCGUCUUGAGGAACAAUAUUGCCGAUGAUGGAUGAAUUGAGUGUUUUGUUUGUACGGAUUUUAUCAUCGUCUUUCAUACCUUUUGCCGUCUUCGGCGAUGGUAAAAUCUAACGAAGGAGCUCUCCUAACUUUUACAUCACACGUAGAAUGACAGACAUUUGGAUCGAUCUUUAUGGUGUUGAAAAUAUUUUUGCAAUUUUAGAAUUUCAAUGAGCAAUUUGCGAACGAAUCAAUCUCUAUGUUAUGUCCUCUCGCAUGAAUCGUAAAAUAAAUUUAGAAAAAUUUGAAAUAACGAGAGUUUGUAUGAGUCUGGAAGCACUAAAGCGUUAAUGUAUGGUAUACGUUUCUUGUGCUACUGUUGAUUGUAUGAAAAAAACAUUUUUUCAUGCCAAUUAUAUGAAAUUUCAAUGCAUACAUUAAAAUGUGUGAAAAAUAAAACAUUUCAGCUUAGAUAAAAAAAAAUUGUUUUUAAAGAAAAGGUGAAACUAAACGUUUGGCAUCAACAAUAUGCUACGAGUUAAUUUUUCACAUCUUGUGUAUAAUAAAGCAAUAUUCUUUAUUAAUUCAUUGUUAAAUUUUAUUCACGUUAAAUAGUAAAAUAUAAUGGGAGGGUAAAAGAUUGUACAGCUAUAGAAUACGUGAGAAUUUUUAUAUCACAGCUUUUGUAUUCAAUAAACGCAACGUGCAAAAGUUCUUAACCAU